Setaria italica (foxtail millet) is the source of this 1212-nucleotide messenger RNA. Its product is annotated as protein BUD31 homolog 2. The transcript is spliced from 5 exons. Lineage: Eukaryota; Viridiplantae; Streptophyta; Magnoliopsida; Poales; Poaceae. Bases 425 to 862 code for a protein of 145 amino acids. Gene Ontology annotation, biological process: mRNA splicing, via spliceosome. The record is from RefSeq and is a predicted model, not a curated record. Gene Ontology annotation, cellular component: nucleus; spliceosomal complex.
GCUGGGCCAGUGAACCAGGGAUCAGGUUCUGCCGUUCCGGACCCGUUUGCCCCGGUCUUGUCCAACCAAACCCGGCGGCUCCGUCGCUCUCCUCCGUUCCCCGCCGCCAGUCUCGACCGAGCCGACGAUCUCCGCUUCCGCCGCCGCCGACGAACCCACCGCCAUCUCCGGUUGCGGCCUCGUCAUUCGGCAAGGUCCUCAACAUCCCCGCCGUUGCUGACGUUGAUUCCGGCCGAUCUCUUCUACGCCGUCGUCGUCGUCGGAGGACCUCUCUCCGAGCCCGUCCUCCUCGCCAGUCCCAACCUCGAGGCAGAGGAUCAGUGCUGCAAAGACUGGUGGAAGAAGCUCAGGCAAGCUGUUUCUUGCUGGAAGCUUGGAUUUACCCAUCGAAAAGUUCUUGGAGAGAGGGAGGAAAAUUUGAGACAUGCCUAAGAUAAAGACAAGCCGUGUGAAAUAUCCUGAAGGAUGGGAGCUUAUUGAGCCAACACUUCGUGAUUUGGAGGCCAAAAUGAGGGAAGCUGAAAAUGAUCCACAUGAUGGGAAGAGGAAGUGUGAAGCUCUAUGGCCCAUCUUUCGUAUUUCUCAUCAGAAGAGUCGCUACAUAUACGAUCUUUACUAUCGAAGGAAGGAAAUAUCAAAAGAGCUAUAUGAGUUUUGCUUGGACCAAGGCUAUGCUGAUCGCAAUCUGAUUGCAAAGUGGAAAAAGCCAGGUUAUGAGCGCCUCUGUUGCCUCCGAUGCAUACAAACACGAGACCACAACUUUGCAACCACUUGCGUCUGUAGGGUCCCCAAGCACCUCAGGGAGGAGAAAGUGAUAGAAUGCGUCCACUGCGGAUGCAAGGGUUGUGCCAGCGGCGAUUAAUAAAAGCUUUCGGUCUCGUGGUUGGAAAAUAAUCUCAAAACUAAUCGCUCAAGAUGCUUCGUUAUACUUGAGCUCCUAUUGAAAAGUUGAAAACAAACAUCGUACAACCAGGUGAUUACAGCUUGUGCAAUGGUGUGGGUGUCGAGACGUGCCAGCAGUGAUUAAAGUUUCCUCCAUCUCGUGGUUGGAAAAUAAUGUCAGAAGAUAUGUCUCGUUGUAUUUGAUCUCCGUUGAGGACACAGUGUAAUCGGUUGAUUUCAAAUUGUGCAAUGUAUUGUAAAAUCAAGUGACUGUUUUCAUUAAGUUUACAAAUAUUUGUGACUACAGUGAUUUACCAUUCGUUACUUUAA